Messenger RNA from Anolis carolinensis (green anole), 2108 nucleotides. RefSeq lists its product as uncharacterized. The transcript is spliced from 6 exons. The coding region runs from base 840 to 2021 and encodes 393 amino acids. NCBI's taxonomy places the organism in Eukaryota, Metazoa, Chordata, Lepidosauria, Squamata, Anolidae. The record is from RefSeq and is a predicted model, not a curated record.
UUGCUUAGCUACGGCUUUACAAGACCAUCUAGAUGGCUUUUUGAGGUCACUUUCCUUACCUAUGGUCCUAUGAGACCGUCUAGAUAGCCUUUGAGGGUCCCUUAACUUACCUAUGGUUUUAUGAGAUUGUCUAGAUGGUCUUUGAGGUCCCUUUCCUUAUCUAUGGUCUUCUGAAACCAUCUAGAUGGUCUUUGGAGGUCUCUUUGCUUACCUAUGGUCUUAUGAGAUUAUCUAGAUCAGAGGUCCAUGGGCCGGAUACGGCCCUCCAAGGUCAUUGACCUGGACUCUGUCCUAAACUUUAGACUUAGGGUUGACCUAAGUCUGAAAUGACUUGAAGGCACACAAAAACAAUCCUAAUUUUUUACUAUUUCAUCCUAGUCCGGCCCCCCAACAGUCUGUGGGACAGUGAAUCGGCCCUCCACUUAAAAAGUUUGAGGAUCCCUGGUCUAAAAUGACUUGAAGGCACACAACAACAAUCCUUGACUACCUCAUUGGCCAGAAGCAGGCCCACACUUCUGUGAGGUUUAUGUUGGUUACAAUUGUUUUCAUUUUUAAAUAUUGUAUUGUUCUUUCAUUGUUGUUGUUCUUUUGCACUACAAAUAAGACAUGUGCAGUGUGCACUGGAAUUUGUUUUUUCAAAUAAUAAUUCGGCCCCUUCGUAGUCUGAAGGAUUGUGGACCGGCCCUCUGCUUUAAAAGUUUGAGGACCCCUGGCCUAUAGCUUGAGCCGCCCCUGCCUUGGCUUCCCAGCAUUGCCUCCCUCUCUGCCCUGUGCUGCCACUUGGAGCCCAACCCAAUGCUGGCUCCAUCUCAUCGUCAGUUUUGCUUUCCUUCUGCAGGAUGUUCUCCAUCUGGACCAGUCUCCUGGUCUUGGUUCUGCUGUUUGGACAUGGAGAGGGACAGAGCUGCCGGCCGGGGAUCCAAGGCGUUGUUCCCAACGUGGCCAAAGGAUGCUCUGCUUUCCAGUCCUCCACAUACCAGCACUACUCCACAUCUCUGGUAGCCGGGAAGGCUGUGGAUGGGAUCUGCAGUGGAAAUCUGCCUAAAGACCUCUCCUGCUCCCACACGAACGCGGACUCGGAGCCCUGGUGGUACGUGGAUCUGGGGAAGAAUUAUACUGUCUUCUCCGUCCUCCUGAAAAACCGUCAGGACUGCUGUCCAGAGAGGAUCGACAAAGCCGAGGUCCGCGUGGGAAACUCCAAGGAUGCAAACAUCAAAUUCAACCCCCUCUGUGGGACCAUCCAGACCAGUGGCCCGGACUCCACCAGCACCAUCCAGUGCAACGGGCUCGUGGGGCAGUACGUGAGCGUCAACUUGCCUCGGAGUGACUACCUGACGCUGUGCGAAGUGGAGGUCUAUGCCUUGAAAGUGGAGUCCGUGUGCCCCUCAUUGCACCCCUCUCUCCCCCCUUUGCUCCCCUUUGGAGCCCAACCCAACCUUGGCUCAACCUCAUCCCCAAUUUUGCUUUCCUUCUGCAGGAUGUUCUCCGUCUGGACCGCUCUCCUGGGCUUGGCCCUGCUCUUUGGACAUGCGGAGGGACAGAGCUGCCGGCCGGAGGUCCAAGACAUUAUUCGCAACGUGGCCAAAGGAUGCUCUGCUUUCCAAUCCUCCACAUACCACCACUACUCCGGAUAUCUGGUAGCCGGGAAGGCCGUGGAUGGGAUCUGCAGUGGGGAUCUGAAUCAAGACAACUCCUGCUCCCACACGAACGCCGACCCGGAGCCCUGGUGGUACGUGGAUCUGGAGGAGGAGCACACCGUCUCCGCCAUCGUCGUGAGAAACCGCCAGGACUGCUGCCCGGAGAGGCUCCGGGAUGCCCAGGUCCGCGUGGGAAACUACAUCGGUGCAAACAGCAAAAAAAACCACCUCUGUGGGACCAUCCAGGACAUCAGCCCGGGCUCCACCAGCACCAUCCAGUGCAACGGGCUCGUGGGGCAGUACGUGAGCAUCAACUUGCCUCGGAGCGACUUCCUGACGGUGUGCGAAUUGGAGGUCUAUGCCAUGAAAGUGGUGUGCGCCUGACCCUCCCCUUGGCACGUGCGGGGCUCAGAGAAGGGUGGUGGGAGCGGGUGAACGAGGCCUCGCCAAUAAAUAUCCAUCCUGGAAUAA